Molecule: messenger RNA, 1055 nt
Organism: Paramisgurnus dabryanus
Lineage: Eukaryota; Metazoa; Chordata; Actinopteri; Cypriniformes; Cobitidae
Source: RefSeq, a predicted model, not a curated record
UGCAUUUUAGGACAUCCUCAUACCUCAGCGUCAGUACUCAGGCAUCAGAUGAAACAGCAUCGCGCUUCAGACUUAAAAGCAUCAGUUCUCAGGAAAACAUGGUCUCGUACAUUAGACAUCGGGCAAUACGGCCUCGGACUAAAAGUCAUCAGGUGAAACGGCAUCAGGUCUCGGACUAAAAGUCCUCAGGUGAAACGGCAUCAGGUCUCGCACAACAAGGCAUCAGAUGAAACGGCAUCAGACAUACAAGCAUCAGGUCUUACUAAAUCAGGUAUCAGACGAAACGGCCUCAGGCAGAAAGGCUUCAGAUGAUUUUCCGCGUAACCCCGCCCCUUAGCGUGACGUCACUUCCGUAAACUUCUAGCCAGCACUUAUUACAGCACACGGAGACUGCUAAAGAUGUAAGGAUGGAUAAGAUAAAAGAAUACGAAGAUUUAAAAAAACAAAUUGAACGUGAUAAACUUACUCAAAAGGGCUUUGAUGCCAGAGUGAAACAUUUGCUGAGUGAAGAGGAGUCGCACAGUGGAAGAGAGACAAAAGAAAAAAACGAGAAGGCAUUUAUGGAUGCAGCACAAAUAUUUACAAAGGCAAAACAAUUCAUCAAACCACAGGUGAAAAAAUGUCAGUUUCCCCUUCGCCAAAAAGAAAAGUCCUUAUUAAAGAUAAAACUGAGUCCCAUGGAGUGGAAACCACGAACAUCCAAAAAACCUGGGAGGUACCAAAAACUAAUUCUUGAGGAGGCCCCACCAAGGAUCUUAGUCACAGGCAACGAGGGUUAUGAUGAACUCAUCAAUAUUGCUCAGGAGGCGUUCUGGACGGCAGAAGAAAGAGAGGGAAGUACAUUUACUCUCUGUCAUACAGAUGGCACGAGGUGGACAAAGGAGCAGUUUAACCAAAAAUAUGGAUCUGUUUUGGAGAUCCCAACCCUUUGGAAGAGGACAUUUUUUAUUGGACGUAGAGAAAUGGGUAUAGUAGAAAAUGUUUUCUCUACCAAGGCAGAUAAUAUUUGUAGUCACAACACAGUAUGUAAGUUCCCAAAAGAUCAUAAUGUCUAA